GAAGGGGGCCUUAUCGAUACACUAGCUUACUGCAUUUAUUAGUGCUUAGACAAUAUUGUUGACAUGAUUUACGUUUAAUGGCGGAGUAAUGCAAAUUCUCAGAAGUCAUGGAGUCACUUGAGGAAAAGCCUAUAAUCUACACAAUGGAAAACAAGCCGAUUGUGACGUGUGCCGGGGACCAGGCCCUGUUUACAGCUCUCUACAGCUCACUGGCACAGCAGCUUCCCAGGGAACCAAUGGAGUGGAGAAGGUCGUAUGGGCGGGCACCAAAGAUGAUUCAUCUGGAAGCUAAUUUUGUCCAGUUCAAAGAGGAACUUCUUCCGAAAGAGGGGAACAAAGCGCUGCUCACAUUCCCCUUUCUCCACAUCUACUGGACUGACUGCUGUGACACAGAGACAUACAAGGCCUCGGUGAAGGAGGACAUGCUUAGGUGGCAGAGCACGCUACGGCACCACGGCUCGGCCGACUGGCUCAUCGUGGUGGUGGAGAGCGAUGGCAAAAAGAAGAACAAGACCAACAUCCUGCCGCGCACCUCCAUCAUGGACAAGAUCCGAAAUGACUUUUGUAACAAACAGAGUGACAGGUGCGUGUCGCUGUCGGACCCGCUGAAAGAGUCGUCUCGUUCUCAGGAGUCGUGGAAUUCGUUUCUGACCAAGCUGCGCACGCUGCUCCUCAUGUCUUUCACUAAGAACCUGGGGCGAUUCGAGGAUGACAUGCGCACGCUACGCGAGAAACGCACCGAGCCCGGCUGGAGCUUCUGUGACUACUUUAUGGUUCAGGAGGAGCUGGCGUUUGUGUUUGAGAUGCUACAGCAGUUUGAAGACGCAUUGGUCCAGUACGACGAGCUGGAUGCUCUGUUUACCCAAUAUGUGCUCAAUUUUGGUGCUGGAGAUGGGGCCAACUGGCUGAGUUCUUUCUGUCAGCCGGUGAAGAGCUGGAGCGGACUGGUGUUACGAAGGCCCAUAGACAUGGAGAAGAGGGAGCUGAUACAGCGAGGGGAGGCCAGUCUCCUGGAUCUCCGCAGCUACCUGUUCUCACGCCAGUGCACCCUGCUGAUCUUCCUCAACAGGCCAUGGGAGGUCACACAGAGAGCCUUGGAGCUGCUGCACAACUGUGUUCAGGAACUCCGACUACUGGAGGUGUCUGUGGUGCAGGGGGCACUGGAUUGCUGGGUCUUCCUGAGCUGUCUGGAGGUGCUGCAUCGCAUCGAGGGGUGCUGCGAAAGAGCCCAGCUGGAGACCAACUCUUCCCACACGGUGGGCCUGUGGACCUACGCCACAGAGAAGCUGAAGUGUCUGGGCUACUUAUGUGGUCUUGUGUCGGAGAACGGGCCCAAUUCGGAGGACCUGAACCGGACCGUGGACCUGUUGGCUGGGCUGGGGACAGAGAGGCCAGAAACAGCCAACAGCCUUCAGAGUCCAUAUAAAAAACUCAAAGAAGCCUUAUCAUCCGUGGAAACGUUUGAAAAACACUAUCUAGAGCUCUCUCAUGCUGCCAUGGAAAUGUACAGCGCGAUCGGGAGACUGAGGUCAGCUCGACUGGUCGGGAAGAGCCUGGCCGAGUUUUACAUGAGGAAGGGAGACCCCCAGAGUGCAGAAAACUUUCUCCAGGAUUCUCUAAAAUCAUAUGUGGCAGAAGGCUGGAGUUUACCAGUCACACACACCAGAAAACAGAUUGCAGAGUGCCAGAAACGACUACAGAAGACUGAGGACUAUUUGCAGACAAGUGCCCUGCUUGCAAGUGAUGCCAACCUGACUGAUGAGGAGAGAAAGCAUUUCUGCCAAGAGAUCCUGACCUUUGCCAACCAAACCACAGGGAGCCAAGGUAGGAACGUUGGCCUCAGCAUGACUGCAUUUGCUCAGUUGCGGGAGCUGCAGUUUCUCCCUCCGGCUGCGCUGGUACACGUUGGCGCCACCUUGCAGUUGGAAUUGCGUUUAUGGAGUCUGAUGCCCGUGCCCGUGCGUCUAGAGCACCUGGCAGCUAGCGUGCACUUUAAUCUGGAACAGCCGGGUUCCCGCGGCACCGCGGCCGCCCAGCGGAGGCCGGGCCAGGGCCAGGGUACCGCCGAGGGCACGGUUCAGUUUUCCACCAUCAGCCCCUCCGGAGCAGCACCCUUGGGUGCUCCUCCACCAGCCCUGGAGUUGUAUGAGAUACAAGAUCGCAGCCCGUCUGACAACUCUCUCAACUCCGCCGGUGUGGUCUGCAAAAACGUUCACCUGCUGCUACGGCGACACGACAGCGCCGCCUCCCUGGACACGCCCAACGCUUCCACCUCUGCCAUUGCCAUGGAAGACGGAGCACAGAUGCUAAAGACCAACGAUGUGACACUGUUGCCAGGCAACAACAGCAUCCUCUUUACAGCACCGACUCAGAAGCCAGGGACCUAUACUCUGCGUCAGUUGUGUGCCACAGUGGGGCGCGUGCAGUUUGUCCUUCCACACAUUUACCCCAUAGUGCAGUACGACGUCUACUCCCAGGAGCCUCAGCUCUCCAUCGAGCCUCUCACAGACAACCUGUUGGCAGGUUUACCGCAGAAAGUGAAGUUCACCAUAGUGACGGGUCACUACACAGUGAAGAAGGGUGACGCUCUCCAACUGAGUAACACAGACUCCAUGCCAAUUCUCCACACCUCCUCCUGCUCCGCACGGAUCCUGUCCAGCACCGGAGAGCUGGUUGGAGAGAGUGCACUGUCCAUCCAGUCGUCUGAAAAGGUGACGAGUAUCUCCCUGCCGCUGACCCCUCCCUACCACACACUAGAGUUCCAGCUGGAUGUCUUGUGCCAUAUCCCGUCAGCCCUUGGCCGAGCUGAGAACGAACGCCUCACUAACGGAGAAGUCCGCCAUCGAACCAAGAGCCGUAGCCGCGGCAACAGCAAAAUGGCCUCCAUAGACCAGAAGGUUUCCAUAGACUGUCCAUGGUCUAUAUACUCCACGCUAAUAUCCCUGACUUUCUACAUCCCAUUUAAAGCCAAGCACUCACUACUGUCUGCAGGAAAGAGGAAGUAUAUCCAGGUGUGCCUCCACAAUGUGUCUGACACAAACUUUCGACUGGCCAGUCAGACACUUACAGAACGACAGCAAACACCUUCUCUGCAGCUGCAUGCGCUCAACGCUAAAACCCAUCAGUUGGUGUACAGUAAGCAGUGGGUGUUUUGUCUGUGGGAAGUGAGGUGGAUCACAGAGCCCCCACCGUGUCUGCAGUGUGUUUUUUCUGCUAGCUUUGCACCUGUGGACAGUCCAGACUCAGCUCUGAAACCUUACAGCUAUGACUUCCAGGUGGAGAGAAUCUCCACUCUGUACAGUCUGAAAGCAGAGAUACGCCCUGCGGCCGGAGAGCAGCACUGUCGCACCGGCGCCCUCUGUGGGCUGGAAGUGUCAAUCACACGGCUGACCGAACCCAGUGACGCCGAGCGUGAGGAUGAGGAGUUUACAGAGAAUGAAGGUCUCCGUACCACUAGACUAAUGUAUGAGGUGGUGGAUAACAACAGCAACUGGGCUGUGUGUGGGAAAAGCUCAGGAGUGGUGUCCAUGCCAGUGGCUGCCAUGGCAACCCACAAGGUUCAGAUGGAAAUCAUGCCACUGUUUGCAGGCAACCUGCCUUUCCCCAGCAUCAAAGUGUUCAAGUACCUGCCCCACAGCGCCACACCCGCCAUCCAACCCGACACUGACAGCUGUCUGGAGAACGACAACCUCUCCCUGCUGGAUAAGGGUUUGGAGGACCAGGCCGACACAGCCAGCUUACGUAGCCGAGGGAGCGUGCACUCGCUGGGGAGCAACGAGCAGCAGCAGCAGCAGCAGAGGGGUCUCCCCAUGCCCCGGCUGGAGCCCUUCAGCCCCGGCCAGGUCUUCAACUGCAGCCAGGGACGGCAGGUCCUGGUGCUGCCCGGCACAGACGACCACAUCCUGGAGGUCAACGUCACAUGACACCCAUGGGCCGCACCCUGCAGGGCCCCACCCCACCUGCUCUGGCACCCUGGUUUCUGUGCCCCUAUUGGAGGAGGGGAGGGGCUCCAAUGUGGGGCCUUGGGGUUUCCCUCUCCCCGGACUGACAGGGCAGAAGAUGGUCGCUGGCCUGACCUGAAUGCGGAAACACAUCACUGGAGCCUGAGGAUUCAUCUGCUGUCAUAUCAUUUUGUCUUAUUUGCUCUCUCUCUCACUCUCUCUCUCUUUUUGGAAGAUUUCUUCAUCUGUUCCUUUUCUCCUUUUUUGGGCAGCACAGCAUGCAAGUGUGGAACACCCACUGCUU
Molecule: messenger RNA, 4245 nt
Organism: Chanos chanos (milkfish)
Lineage: Eukaryota; Metazoa; Chordata; Actinopteri; Gonorynchiformes; Chanidae
Gene: trappc10
Product: trafficking protein particle complex subunit 10
Exons: 23
Coding region: 108-3923 (1271 amino acids)
Biological process (GO): early endosome to Golgi transport; intra-Golgi vesicle-mediated transport
Cellular component (GO): TRAPPII protein complex
Source: RefSeq, a predicted model, not a curated record